CCAGCCGCCCCGCCCCCGCCCGCCACGAACAACCCCCAGCCUGACGUGCCCACAGUGCAGUUGUGAUGGUGCCCCCGCCGCCACUGGGCUGGCCGCGCAGGGGGCGGGGCGACGGCGGCGGGAGCGGGGAGCCUCGCCGGCGGAGGCAGCCGGGGGCGGGGGCCCAGGGGGGUGGUGCCCCGGCCUCGGCUGGGGGCGGAGAGGACGGCGAUGGGGGCGACGGCAGCGCAAAGCAGAGCGACUCUACGAGCGACACCACGGAGGGCGGGGAUGAUGAGGACUCAGCUGAAGAGGACGGUGACAACGAGGACAACGCAUCAGACGACUCGGACGAGGACUCAGACGGUAGCGGCAGCACCUCCGGGACCACCUCUUCGGACUCAAACAGUAAUUCGUCUGCGGACUCUUCAUCCGAGUCAGGAUCUACAGUCUCGUCGGACGGGUCGAGCUCGACCACUAGCGAGACUCGGCCGACGAACCAAACGACCCUUUGGGAUGGCGCGGCGCGGUGCCAGGGCAGCAGCCGCGGGCUGGUGGUGACGGCGCGGGGGCGGCACGUGGAGGUCUCGCACCUCAGCGACAUCGUGGGCUCGCAGCUGGAGGGCGGCUGCGUCGCCGGCGUCGAGCGUCGGCGACGAUCCUCAUCGGAGGACAGCGACCGCACUCGAGGGCGAGGACGGGGGCGGGGGCGGGGGGCGCGUCCUCGGGCACAACAACUACCACCCCCGCCGCGGGCACCGCCGAGGGCCUUGCCUCCCGUCCUACCGGCGCCCUUAGCCAAGCAGUCCCAGCCCCACGCCAGAGACAGAAGCCGGGGCCGCACGGCCUCCACUGCCGCCGAGGCACGACGGGCAGCUGUUCGCACCGGGGCCGUGCCCCGCCGGCCCGCCCCGGCCGCAGCCCGCGCCCGCCCCUCUCCACCCCCGGCCCGGAACCCGCGACCUUCCCGGCCUCGCGGAAGGGGUGCGGGCAACAGGAACAUCACAAAGGACUUCUUUUUGGUGCCUUUAGGUUGUUCGUAACGGCCGCCUCGCUACGGUCCUGGUCCUGGGCAACUACUCCAGUUCGUCCUCUGCCUCCUCCUCAACCACAACCACGACUCCAUCCUCGUCCUCCACCUCUGGCCAGUUGACCACUAGCAGCAGCGAGUACACCUCCUCUGAACACACCUCCAGCUCCGGAACGUCUGGCCCGGACGAGUCAGACAGCCUCACUGCCCUAGACAUCAAGCUCCACUCGAUUUUCUACAACUGAAACAGCCACCAAAACGAAAAAAAAAUGGGAAAAUGAAAACAUUUAAAUCCUUUACGAGAAUAAAAAUAUGUAAAAUAUGGUGAA
Molecule: messenger RNA, 1338 nt
Organism: Frankliniella occidentalis (western flower thrips)
Lineage: Eukaryota; Metazoa; Arthropoda; Insecta; Thysanoptera; Thripidae
Exons: 5
Coding region: 66-1022 (318 amino acids)
Source: RefSeq, a predicted model, not a curated record